AUUCAUCAAAGGGCGGAAUAAUUGUCAAGGUGCUGGACGAUCACCUAACCGCCGUUGACGCCUCCUCGACUGAAAGAUUUUCAGAGCUCGAAAGCAGGAAAAACUAUACUUUAACCUUGGCAGACCUCAAGUUGACGCCAGUUCAGCUUGUUAUUGCUGCCAUCGUCUGGACCACGGCGGCUUGAGGGUCUGAUCAAGCCCCCUCUUUUUAUUACCGUCCGAUCCGGCGCAAACAUCCUCCAAAAUGGGUGGCUUAUUGCUACUUCUCGUCCUUUGCGUGGUGAUGGCUCUGGCAUCAUUUCUUGCCGGAGCCCUCCCGCUAUCGUUAACCCUGUCGCAAUCACAGCUUCGCUUGAUAUCCAGCAUUGGCGUUGGCAUACUAGUCGGAACCUCGCUGAUUGUCAUAAUACCGGAAGGAAUCGAAGCGAUAGCAUCAACCACUAUUCCAGCUCAUACAAGCUCGCAUACCCGCCGGUACGAUGUUCAUGGUCAAGCGGUGUCUCCUCGAUGGGAGGCCGCGCAUACGGUUGAAAAGCGAAGCUUGAUCGAUCUAGAGACUGGAGACAGCCCGCGCAUGCCUUUCUUUCGCAUAGGAGUUCCUAUGCCUUCCAAGUCAAAUGAGGUAGCAAAUGAAGAUGGCAAGGGUUUGCAGAAAAGAGAGGGUCUUUCCAUCGUGGUCACUCGCGAGGAUACGCCCAAGGAUGCUACCAAGCCAUCAGGCGAUGAGUCCAAAACGUCAAAAGACAAUCAACAGGCGCAGAGCGAGCGCGUGUUGCCCACUUUUUACAUUGGAUUCUCUCUGACUUUGGGCUUUAUUUUGAUGUUCCUGAUAGACCGUAUUCCUCGGCAAGCUAUGGACCAGUUUCAACCGGCUCCGACGACGAGGCACAUCAGUCUAGACAAUCUAGCAUCCUCGAGCGGAGCCGGUGAGGAAGAAUCGCAAGGGUUUCUUGGAUCUUUGGCGCCCACACCGAAGCACUCCCGGAGUCUAGCCACUACUACCGGACUUGUUAUUCACGCGGCUGCAGAUGGGAUAGCUAUGGGUGCAUCAGCCACCACAUCCAACAUGAAACUGGGGCUGAUCAUUUUCGCUGCGAUCAUGAUCCAUAAGGCUCCGGCAUCAUUCGGUCUUACGUCCGUCCUGCUCAAGCAGGGGCUAUCGAAACGCGCGGCGCGUGGCCACUUGAUAGUUUUCAGUCUUGCUGCGCCGGCCGGGGCCAUCGGUACAUACCUCCUUGUCUCCAUACUCGGUGGGCAGAACGUCGAAGGAGAGAGUGGACAGUGGUGGACUGGUAUGCUGCUCCUAUUCUCGGCAGGGACAUUUCUCUACGUUGCCAUGCACGCGAUGCAAGAGGAGAACACUGCAGCGUAUGAGCACCACGGUGGUAUGAAUGGGUAUGCGGAUAAUGGCGGUGCUCCACACAGGAAACAGAUCCGCCCACAGCUGAGAGAUACAUUGGCCACUGUAUUUGGCAUGCUCCUCCCGUUGCUUACUCAGUUUGGUCACCAUCACUGAGAUGAAAGAUGGGUAUUUCAUUUCCGGGGGUUGGGUCCCGAUUUCAUUAGUAAGAUGUAUAUACGAUCACCUAGAACAUUUGCUGCUCUCAUUUUCAAAUGUUGUCGCCUAGGUACCUAAGCAAAUAUGUAAACAAAAG
Pyricularia grisea is the source of this 1655-nucleotide messenger RNA. RefSeq lists its product as uncharacterized. Lineage: Eukaryota; Fungi; Ascomycota; Sordariomycetes; Magnaporthales; Pyriculariaceae. The record is from RefSeq and is a predicted model, not a curated record. Gene Ontology annotation, biological process: zinc ion transport; transmembrane transport. The transcript has 4 exons. Gene Ontology annotation, cellular component: membrane. Gene Ontology annotation, molecular function: metal ion transmembrane transporter activity. The coding region runs from base 245 to 1516 and encodes 423 amino acids.